AUGUUCCUGGCUUCCAUGGGACGACUCAAGCACAAACGAACACGGAAUACCAUUGCUGCAGAAGAAACCCCGCGUUCGUCCUGCCCUUCUGAGGCUGGUCCGAAAGCAGCGCCGGCGGCAGAAUCAGGGAUUCCCAACUGCACCGAAGAACACCAGACCAUCAGUGGCCACAACACUGAAAAAGAAGCCGUUGUAAUGGGCGCCUCGGCCCCGCUUCCACAUGCAGGGACCCGCGGUGCUACGGCCGCGGGAAGAGCUUCAGAUUGGCCUGGCGACAACCCAGGCGUGAAGCACGUGAGCAGCGGCAAAGCUGUGGGAGACCGUACGGGCUUGCGCACCCCGGCAUGGUCACCUCCACGGCCGUUGUCACCUUCUGCUAGGCGCCACGACCAAGACGCUGACUCCCAUCCCAGAAACCACGGUAUUGCCAACGGUGAUGACGAUCUUUUGCCAGCGAAGGACCUCGCUGAAGGAAACCUUGGCGCAAGGGCAGCGUCCUCGGGUAAGUUGGGUUGUCCGUCGCCCACAGCUCGGCAGCACCGAUGCGGCCGCCCUCGGUCUGCUUGCACAAGGGGACACCAACCUCGCUCACUCGGAGUCGUAAUGCUCAGCUCCGGAAACCCCGAUACCAGCACCGAGUGGGCCGAAACGGUGGGAGAUGUUCCGCUUCAAGUUGGUCCAACUAUCACAGCACCCCGGGCCAAGGACGUAGCGCACCGUGGUGUAGCAUCACCGUUCGCCUUACUGCCUCCUCGUCCAGCAUCUGCGAGAGUCCUGGAGCAAGGGGCGAGAGCAAGAAAUGCGCGGCAAGGUGUGAAUAGCAGCUCGGCCACCAUUGCGCGUCGAGGUGUCCACAGUCGUGGGCUUGACCGUGGUACCAGGCGUCCUUGCGGUGACGGUGGAGCUUCUCCUGGACGUAGCCCCGAUGGGAAGGACGAUCCAGCAUGGCGUGACACAGCAAACGCCUGUUACUCUACGGAACGAGGGUCAUUCACCGCAAGCGUCUUGAAUAGCGCGCGCGCCUUGCCUGAGUACGACCUUCGACCCAAAGGCGACGGCUCCUUCACCGUGCGGACAAAGGGCGACCAAAGACCCAAAAGCGCUAACGCUGCUGCCGCCUCCGUCAACGCAGCCGCUGGUGCCAAGUUUUCCAGUGCGGAAGACGUUGCAGCGGAGACUCGACUCAUGCCCGUCGGCGUUAUCCACCGGGCCUUCAAGGGUCGUCGCUUGGCGGCGGUGCAGGCAUGGGACCCGCUUGCCGCAGCCGCUGUCCGUGCCGAAAGGGCCGAGAAGAUGCUUCGACGGGCCUUCCUGGGAAGAACUGGGACCAACAGUAGAGAAAUGCCGGCCGCAGCUCCUGCUCGCCGUCGGCCGCGCAAAGCACCAGGGACCAAGGGAGCAGCGACAACUACAACAGAAAACAAUGUUGGCGGGGGCGCCAGCGACCGGGGAGGUGGAGUAGGAGGGUCAAGAAAGUGCUCCUCUGCACGAAGAGCCGGUGGGCCGGCCGAACGGACUAUUGGAAGGGGAGGGAGCGAGGGCGACAGCAAGAGCCAUGCCGAUUGGUGCGGUUCCCGUGGUUUGAGAAGGGACGCCAGAAGGUGA
Messenger RNA from Ectocarpus sp. CCAP 1310/34, 1605 nucleotides. Lineage: Eukaryota; Phaeophyceae; Ectocarpales; Ectocarpaceae. The record is from the annotation of a GenBank genome assembly.